UUGUGUAUUCGCGUUAAAAUAAUAUUUAUUUGGGGUUGUGACCAAAGUAUUUCUCACCUAGGAAUCACUUGUUUCAAUACUCCACAACGUGUCCAUAUAUUUUCUGAGAGAAAUUUGUCUAUAUAUAUUUGUACAUAGAAUUGAUGUUCUUCACUAAACAAGAAAAUAAAAUAUCAAUUAUUCCACCCUAUUCCCUUGUUUCUUUUUCAUCUACAUGGAUCUUCAAACAAUUUACCCUUUAACCAUUUUUUUCAUUUUCCUCCUCUCCAUUGUGACACUAAAAGUAACGAAAAAAUUCAAGAAAAUUGACUCAGUUCCAAAUAUACCACCAGGGCCAUGUAAGCUACCAAUCAUAGGAAACAUACAUAAUCUUAUUGGCUCUCAACCACAUAGAAAAUUAAGAGAAUUGUCAAAAAAAUAUGGCCCUUUAAUGCAUCUUCAACUUGGUGAAGUUUUCUUUACUAUUGUUUCAUCAGCAGAAUAUGCAAAGGAAAUAAUGAAAACUCAUGAUGUAAUAUUUGCAUCAAGGCCUUUAACUCUAACCUCAGAGAUAAUCUUUUAUGAUUCGACAGAUAUAGCUUUUGCACCUUUUGGUGAUUAUUGGAGACAACUUAGAAAGAUUUGUACCGUUGAACUUUUAAGUCUAAAACGUGUUCAAUCUCUUUCGCCAAUCAGGGAGCAAGAGAUGAAUAAUCUCGUUAAAAGGAUUGCUUCGGAAGAAGGAAGCGUCGUCAAUCUUUCUCGACAAGUUGUGUCAUUGAUAUAUUCAAUCACUUCAAGGGCGGCAUUUGGCAAAAAAUACAUGGAGCAAGAUGAGUUCAUAUCAUUGGUAAGAGAAGUUAUGGAAAUAUCUGGAGGAUUCUAUAUUGGUGACUUGUUUCCUUCGGUGAAUUGGCUUCAAAACCUUACAGGGAGGAGGCAUAGGCUUGAGAAGUUGCAUAAAAAUGCUGACAGAAUACUUGAGAAGAUCAUCAAUGACCAUAAAGAAACUAACUUAGGAGCUAAAGGAAGUUUAGUUGAAGGAGAGGAAGAUUUGAUUGAUGUUCUCUUGAAAUUUGAGGAAGGUAGCAGCAAUGAUCUUGAUUUUUGCUUAACUAAGAGAAACAUCAAGGCUAUAGUCUUUGAUAUUUUCAUUGGUGGAAGUGACACAUCUGCAACUACGAUUAACUGGACAAUGGCUGAAAUGUUAAAGAAUCCAAGAGUUUUGAGGAAAGCACAAGUUGAAGUUAGAGAGAUAUUCAAAAAAAGAGGAAAAAUUGAUGAAACAUGCAUUGAUGAGUUAAAAUACUUGAAAGCAAUCAUAAAAGAGAUAUUAAGAUUACACCCUGCUGUUCCUCUUUUAAUUCCAAGGGAAUGUGGACAAAAUUGUGAAGUUGAUGGUUAUCACAUUCCAAUCAAAAGUAAGGUGAUAAUCAAUGCUUGGGCUAUUGGAAUGGAUUCCAAAUAUUGGACCGAUCCAGAUAAGUUUUAUCCUGAAAGAUUUAUCAAUAGUUCUAUUGAUUUCAAAGGAACUAAUUUUGAGUACAUUCCAUUUGGUGCUGGAAGAAGAAUUUGUCCAGGCAUCAACUAUGGUAUGGCAAAUGUUGAAUUGGCCCUUGCUUUGUUAUUGUGUCACUUUGAUUGGAAACUUCCAAAUGGAAUGAAAAAUGAGGAUUUGGACAUGACUGAGCUAUUUGGAGCUUCUGUUAUAAGAAAAGAUGACCUAUAUUGUAUUCCAGUCAGUUAUCCUCCAUUGAAGUAGUUAUGAAAAAAGAAAAGUUUGCAAUGCCUGGAAAGGUUUCAGAAUUAAAUUUGUAUAACUUGUUUGUGGGAGUGGUAGCCUAAAUUUCAUGUUAAUGUCGAUAUAUGUACAUGUACGCAAACAUGUUAAUAAUAAUUUGUUAUUUUUUA
Molecule: messenger RNA, 1890 nt
Organism: Medicago truncatula (barrel medic)
Lineage: Eukaryota; Viridiplantae; Streptophyta; Magnoliopsida; Fabales; Fabaceae
Product: cytochrome P450 71D11
Exons: 2
Coding region: 215-1741 (508 amino acids)
Molecular function (GO): oxidoreductase activity, acting on paired donors, with incorporation or reduction of molecular oxygen; heme binding; iron ion binding
Source: RefSeq, a predicted model, not a curated record